AUCAAAUUUCAAUUCAAUCAAAAUAACCUAAAUUUUAUAAUGCAUAUUUUACAAUAGCAAUAAAAUAAAAUUACAAAUUCAAAUAAAAACUUAUAACAAAAAUGUCCCGGGAAGAUUAUUUAUACACUCAAAUGAUUAUACCUGUAUCAAAAGAGACUUAUUUCAAUAUCAAGGAAGCUAAGAGAACUGCUAAACUAUGCGCAUAUGAUAUGUUAUACCAUCCACCUGACUACAACCCGAAAUCCGCAAGAUCAGAUCGACAGGAACCGAAAAUUAUUAGAAAAAAUAUUUGGGAUCAAGAAUAUCCUAAAGGGAUAGCUUCAACAACUUACUUUCAACUCGGACGUCCGAAAUGGAAGCCAAUAGAUAUACCAACAAAACAAUUUGUUAGAAUUCAAGCGAAAAACGAAAAUCCCCAUAUGCGUAUUUACAAUAUUUUGGAAUGGGCAACACUUAUAAAUGAAGGGAAACCAAGCUUAUGCGAUUAAAAAUAAAUCUUAAUAAAACUAUAUACAAAUAUAA
Papilio xuthus (Asian swallowtail) is the source of this 522-nucleotide messenger RNA. RefSeq lists its product as uncharacterized. The record is from RefSeq and is a predicted model, not a curated record. The coding region runs from base 102 to 488 and encodes 128 amino acids. Lineage: Eukaryota; Metazoa; Arthropoda; Insecta; Lepidoptera; Papilionidae. The transcript is spliced from 3 exons.